AUGGACUUUGUGACCGGAUUGCCUAUGUGCGGAAAGGUGGACUCGAUUUGGGUAAUAGUCGAUAGACUGACCAAGUCUGCGCACUUCUUGGCUAUCAACAAGCAUGAUAAGGCGGACGCAUUGGCUAAGAUCUAUGUGGAAGAGAUCGUUAAGCUACAUGGCGUACCGGCCAGCAUAGUGUUGGAUAGAGAUGCGCGGUUCAGUUCUGCUUUCUGGAAGGCACUUCAGAAACGAUUCAGUACAAAGGUACACAUGAGUACGGCUUACCACCCACAGACGGAUGGACAGUUGGAAAGGACAAUCCGAACACUUGAGGAUUUGUUGCGAGCUUGUGUACUGGAUUGGGGUGGUAAGUGGAAGGAUUACUUGCCUUUGGCCGAGUUUUCCUAUAACAACAGUUUUCAGGCGAGUAUCGGAAUGUCGCCGUAUGAGGCAUUGUAUGGCCGGCCUUGCCGAACACCACUAUGUUGGACCCAAGUGGGGGAGCGAAGUCUGUUUGGCCGAGACUUUGUGGAAGAGACAACUGAAAGAAUCCGAGUUUUGAAACUUAAGAUGAAAGAGGCCCAAGAUAGACAGAAGAGUUAUGCGGAUAAGCAUCGCAGAGAGUUGGAAUUUCAAGUUGGGGAUUUGGUCUAUCUCAAGCUGAUCACGUUUAAGGGUAAGGACAAGGCUGCCGCGACUGGGAAGUUGAAACCAAGGUACAUGGGACCGUAUAAGAUCCUGGAGAGGAUCGGAUUGGUUGCUUACAAGCUCGAAUUGCCACCAGCCUUAGUGGCAUUUCAUCCAGUCUUCCAUGUUUCCUUAAUGAAGAGGUGUGUGACGAAUGGAGAAAAUGUGGUGGCCGAACCACCUUCUGACUUACAGGAUAAUCUGACCGUUGAGGGAAGACCGGUACGGAUAAUUGGGAGAAGGGUUAAGGCAAUUGGCCGAAAGAGAGUUAAGAUGAUCCAAGUCGUUUGGGAUUGUGAAGGUGAAGAAGAGACAACUUGGGAACCGGAAUCAAGAAUGGAAGAGAAAUUCUCUAAGUGGUUUGAGAAGCAGCCUAAGUGUUCGGAUAAGCCAAGGAAAGGCAAAGAUUCGAGGACGAAUCUAACAGCUCGCCACACAGCAAGCAACGGAUCACCGCGAAGCCAGAGUCGAUGGAAGCUCGUCGCAAGAUCCAGCGAAGAGAAAGAUUGGAUCUUCUUCUCACCACAACAGCUCGUGCUCGCUACAACUUCUCUCUUCAAUUUGCGUGACGUGAAACAAGUCCGAAUAGGAGCCUUGGAGGCAGUAGCUCGCGGUUCAAGUCACGACAAACUCACGAGCUUGCUCCAAAAUGAACCCGCAGCUCGGUCCAAGAAGCACCCACAACUCGCUCGAAAGAAGAAACCGGACCUGAAGAACCGCAAUAGGUCAAGAUUCAAUAGCUCGACCGUGAAACCAAACUGUGGCCCUGAAGACUUAGAGUCCCAACUCGCGCGCAAACAGAAUUGGAACUGA
This is a messenger RNA of Microthlaspi erraticum, 1482 nucleotides long. The record is from the annotation of a GenBank genome assembly. Lineage: Eukaryota; Viridiplantae; Streptophyta; Magnoliopsida; Brassicales; Brassicaceae.